AUACCAGGUACUUGAGAUGGUAGGUCAAGAAGGAAACUAAGUACUAAAGGUAAAAACGUAUUAAAGACACUCCUCUUGUGCAGAAAGAACGUUUCUGAUUUGGCUGGUCGGAACUCGGUUGUUUUUUUAUUGUCGCUACAGUAAUAGGUGGAUUUGGAUAUUGCGGUUUUUGAGAAGAUCAUAUAAUCAUGCCAGGCUUCAUAAACGAAACGCUCGCAAACGACAACUCGACCACUCCGAUGUUCAUGGGACAGCAAUAUCCUGGCGUAUACAACACAGUGUACUGGGGAGCCUCUGCGUCUUCUCUUCUUCUCCUUCUUGCGGUUUGUAUAUUGCUGCAGAUCGUUUUCCACAGAAAGAACAGAAGUUCCAAAGUUUCGCCCGUCACAAUUUUACAAGUAAAAUCUGCAUGCCAGGACGACGAAAAUACAGUGGAUACCAAAAUGGAUGAAGACACUUGCCAUUGGGUCACUCGCAUCUUCGUAGACAUAGAGCGACCAAUACUGAUGGACAUAAUCAAAUGGGUUGGUAUUGGAAUGUUCACUGCUGGACUUUUGUUAUCCUCUCCCACAAGAUAUGCUUUGAUCCCACUUAUCCUGCAUGACGUGGCACAAGUCAUCCACACGCACAGACUGUAUAAUAAUGAAUUUGUGACCCAAGAUAUCAAACGUGUACACUUCACGCAUGCCUUUCUUGGCGGAUUCCCCACUGGAACCACAGCCAAGGUCGUCGGGAUUUUCUGGUUGGACGGAUUAUGGGACAAUGGAGAUGCCGGUUAUGUUAUUGCACUUGCACCCCAUUCAAUCCUUGUCCUUGCGUGUUUCCCGAUCAUGAUUUCUGCUUUCAUUUUCAUGUGCUGCAAGUGCCGUAAAUGUAAACUUUGUGGUGAUAGAGGGUUCGUGGUUGUUUGCUGUGUAUUUUACGUUGUCUCCAGUAUUCUUUGGCUGUUGGGUACAUUUCUCUUCAUCGCCAGGUCACCGUACGACAUGUUUGGCAUCACGAAGGCAUGUGCUGCCAUCUAUCCGAUCAUCAGACAGGGUUUUGAUAUGGAACCACCUUUUGCACUUGGCUUUGCAUUUGUUUUCCUUGUCGUCCUUAUAUACAUUGCCGUCACAUACGUGUGCGUUGGCAAAAAUGGAAGAUUGUUGAAAGUGUUUCCAGAAUUCAUAGACGCAUGGAGUUUUGCUUGGUCGGCUGUCACGCUGGUCUAUUUCAUGGACAACCCAGGAGCCGCCAGCGCAACCCAUAUGAAGCUGUACGUGGCGUUGCCAUUGCUGAUGUCUUGUGUAGUUGGCAUUUUCGUUGAUGUAUUCCGAAUUGUACAUUUUGCCAAAGAGAGGAGAAAAUUACAUGCAGAAUUCGAAGUUACAGUGCAGCAACUGGGGGAAGCUAGCAAGAAAACGGUUUUAGAGAAAGAAGAAGAUUCUGGAAUCGAGUCAGCUCCAGUGCCCGUAUGUGGAACGUGAACGUCAACGUGCUAAAUAUACUGAGACAUUCUUUACAAUAUAAACCUUUGGUUACUUUAUGUAAUACUACCACUGACGUGUUUCAUCACGCCAUUAUAUCUCUAUUACCCCAGCAUCCUGCCCCUGUACAGUUUAUCUCCGUUUAUUAUCGAAAGACCACAUGCAAAAAUACUGAGUUCUUCAAAUUCAUUGCUAAGAAGAGAUACCGCAGGCCAUUGUUACGCUGACUCGCAGGUAGAUGCACUGGGUGUGAAAAUGAUUUUCUGCCUAAAGUGUACAUCUUGCCUACUGCUGCUUUUACUAUAUUUCACAGGAAAUUUGUUGUUUAUGGAAAUAAUAGCUGUGGGCUACCAGGAACAGCUGUUCCAAAUAUAACAGGACGACAUGUUUAUAUACAUGUACUAAGGGUCACCACAGACCAAAUGUAGUUACAGUAUACAGUGUUUCAUGUAUAUAUAUUUUGCUAUAUUAAAAACGCUCUACUAUGCUCGAUGUCCCAGUCGAAUAAUAAAAGAGCGAGUCUUACAUGGUGUUACAUUAUUAUGAGGCUGUUUCGCAAAAAAUGAUCAUCAGAGGUAUACACUGUAAAUGAUCCAGCUUGGUGAGGAAAUGAAAAUUGUCAAUAUUUUUCUAACUUCCAAUUGUAAUUGGCAAUUGUUGACUUGAUGACCAAAAACGGAUAAUAUACUCUGAAAAAUAUGUUGCAUAUUGUGUUGGUUAAAUGGUAGUAUAUUGUGUUUCGUGUACCGGCCAUAAAGAGCGCAUUCAGAACAUAUGAUCCGCGGACUAACUGAUGCCGCUAAUCCCUUGAUGGUCUUCUCGCCUCCCCACGCGCCGUCGCUGCCGGUGCCU
Messenger RNA from Lingula anatina, 2318 nucleotides. RefSeq lists its product as uncharacterized. Lineage: Eukaryota; Metazoa; Brachiopoda; Lingulata; Lingulida; Lingulidae. The record is from RefSeq and is a predicted model, not a curated record.